AUGAAAUCCUUCCUCCUCGGUACAGCGCUGUGCGUGCUAUCCACCGCCAGCGCAGCCAGCACCGGCUGCGCGAGAGCGCUGGCCUCGAACCUGACGCCGGGGUCGUCGACGUACAACCUGACCGUGUCCUCGAAAUCGGUCAUCGGCAAGACGACGCAGCGCGAGUACAUCCUGCACUUGCCGGCGUCGUUCAGCGCUAAGAACGAUAAGCCGGCGGCGCUGGUGCUGGCGUUCCAUGGCCAGCAGCAGCCGGCGUGGAGUAUGGAGAAGAUUAGCGAACUGUCGAAUCCGGCGUACAAUGGGGAAUUCGUCGUUGCGUAUCCGGCGGGUAUGAACGUGCAGAACCCGGGGGUCCAAUGGCUGGGUGAUCCCCUCGCGCCCACGUCAAAUAAAAUCGACGACCGCAUCUUCGUCGCCGAGCUGUUAGAUCACCUCACGUCGACUCUGUGCAUCGACGAGCAGCGCAUCUACGCGGCUGGGCUCAGCAACGGCGGCGGGCUGACGGGGCUGCUGAUGUGCGACUCCGCGAUCAACAAGCGCUUCGCUGCUUUUGCGACCGUGGCUGGGGCUUUCUACCCUGACGCAUCGCUGACCGAACCGCUGUUCCAGAAGGACUGCCUCCCAGCACUGGGAAGCAGGAGACUUCCGUACCUGAACCUCCACGGCCUGAGCGAUGGCAUUGUAGCGUACAAUGGCGCCAACAAGCCGCCUCCUGCCUCUAUCCCCAUCCCUACCUGGGUCGGUGGAUGGGCGGAGCGGAACAAGUGUGCGGAUGCCGCUACAGUGCAGACUGUUGAGGGCGGAAAUGUCCAGGAGAGCUCGUGGCAGUGUGGAGGGCAGCAGGGUCUUGUUUUGCACCGCGCGAUUAAGGGAUUUGGACACGGGUGGCCGAGUAAGAAGAAGCAGGGUGAGCCGUUUGAUACGCUGAGGAAUGGACCGACGACGUGGGAUGCGACACCGCUCAUGUUGAACUGGUUCAAGAAGUGGAGGCUGUAG
Messenger RNA from Ascochyta rabiei, 996 nucleotides. RefSeq lists its product as uncharacterized. The record is from RefSeq and is a predicted model, not a curated record. Bases 1 to 996 code for a protein of 331 amino acids. Gene Ontology annotation, molecular function: feruloyl esterase activity. The transcript is spliced from 2 exons. Lineage: Eukaryota; Fungi; Ascomycota; Dothideomycetes; Pleosporales; Didymellaceae. Gene Ontology annotation, cellular component: extracellular region.